Messenger RNA from Lasiosphaeria miniovina, 711 nucleotides. RefSeq lists its product as uncharacterized. The transcript has 7 exons. The coding region runs from base 1 to 711 and encodes 236 amino acids. The record is from RefSeq and is a predicted model, not a curated record. Lineage: Eukaryota; Fungi; Ascomycota; Sordariomycetes; Sordariales; Lasiosphaeriaceae.
AUGGCUUCUUCCGUGCGCUCCUCGUUCCGUGCGCUCCUCGUCCCGUCCGCCACAUACACACUCAGCACCCUCUGGAAAACACCCCGGCCGCAGCCGCAGAGUCGGAUGUACGCGCCUGCCCUCUGGUGUCUUCUCGUGUCGAUGGGGGAGGCCGUGGGAUAUGUUAAUCUUGAAGGAGUCGAUGUGGCACCCCUUCGGGGCGUCCUGCAUACUUUCUUGGCGUUCUCUGUGCUUGCCUUUGUCGAGCCGAUCAGGCUGAAUAGACAGGACAUCAGUCCCUUUUUCCACGUCACCAACAUCGUCGCUUUGGCUCUCGACGUUUCUCUUUUUUAUGCCAAUUUGGCCUUGGUCGCGGUGUUCCUCGGCGUUGUCUACGUGGUCGAGGUGGGACUUACCCGCGUCUACGGGCCGGGCAUCUCGUUUGCGUCCGUCUUGACCAGCCAGCUCAGAGUCUUGGAGAGUCAUUUUGGCAGCUCGGUUUUCGUCGCCACGGCUGUGAUUGGGCCGCUCACGGAUCUUCCGGAGACGAAACGCAUCGAUAAGAAUGAAGUGGUGGUUGUGGGCGUCGAGAUAGAUGUAGAGACAUACUACGAGAAGCGCGAAUAUCCCUUCCCGUGCUCUAUCAGCGACUACAACAAGAAGUUUGGCGUCUACGUCGACUUCUGCGCCCGCCUGUUUGCGCGCAAGGAUACGUUGAGGAGGUUACUGUGA